AUGUCGAAGCCAUCUGCGCAGGACCAGAUCGAGACCAUCGCCCGCCCGCUCACAUUUGCGCGCGGCAAGCGGGCACCGAACCGUUUGGCCAAGGCUCCGAUGGAAGAGAUGCUGGCUCAGAUGGGCGGCGGUCCGCCGACGCCGGCCCACCUCGAGCUGUACCGCAGCUGGGCGCGCGGCGGCUGGGGCAUGGUCAUCACAGGCAACGUGGCCAUCGACAACACCCACCUCGGCACGCCCUUUGAUGUGACCACGCCCCCGGACAGCGCCAACGCCGCCGAGAGGCAGAGGUUCAAGCAGGCCUUCAAGCUCUACGCCGACGCCGUCACGGGACGGGAUCAGGCCGACGUCGUGCCCUCUUCGCAGCGUCCGCUGGGCGUGGUGCAGCUGGUCCACGCCGGCCGCCAAUCGAUGCGUGGGUCGGGCAGGGGCAUCAUGACCGACCCCAUCGCCCCCUCGACGGUGCCCAUGCGACCCACGGCGCACCUGGGGCCCUUUGGCACGGUGCUCGACAAGGUCAUGUGGGGCACGCCCAUCGAAAUGUCGCUCCAGCAGGUGCAGUGGCUCAAGAACCGCUUCAUCGAGGCCGCAAAGCUGUGCGAAGAGGCCGGGUUCGACGGCGUCGAGCUGCACGCCAGCCACGGGUACAUGCUCGCCGCCUUCCUCAGCCCGCUCACCAACACGCGCAAGGACCAGUACGGCGGUGGCGCUGAGAACCGCGCAAGGCUGCUCCUCGAAAUCGUCGACGGCGUGCGCGCAGCUACCGGCGACGACUUCCUCGUCGGCGUAAAGCUCAACUCGAGCGACUACGUCCAGGGCGGUCUCACUGAGGAAGACGCCCUGCUGAACGUCCGAUGGCUCGCCGAGAACGGGGGCGUAGACUUUGUCGAAAUCAGCGGCGGCAACUACGAGAACCCAUCUUUUGUCAUGGAGGGCUUCGACUCCGAGGCCGAAAAGGCCAAGGUAUCGGGCAAGCAGUACCAGCCCAAGACUUCGAAGCGUACAGCGGCGCGGGAAGCCUUCUUCGCCUCGUUCUCGCGCCAGUGCCGCUCGGUCGUGACGCCGCCAUCGUCUUCGCCCGAAGAGACGCGCCUCAAGCUGAUUCUCACGGGAGGCCUUCGGACCCGAGCUGGUAUUGCCUCUGUCCUCUCGCCCUCCUCUGAUCCGGACAACGAUGGCGCCGGCGUCGACAUGGCAUGCCUGGGUCGGCCUGCUGCGCUGUAUCCCGACCUGCCGCGCCGCCUCCUCGAUCCGGCGCUCCCCGACAUGGAAGCUGACACGCCGAGGUACACCAUCCCAGCCGUCGGUGCGCUGGGUCUGCUGCCGAUCAAGCUCGUCGGAGCAGGUUGGGGAACAAUGUGGCACUCGCUCAUGAUGGCGCAGAUCGCCAUCGGAUCGACGCCGGACCCAAAGGCUUCGGUCAUCAAGCUCUUCCGCGACCUCGCCGGCGCCCCGACGGGCAAGAAGCAGGCCGAGGGCGAGUCGCAGGGCGCCUUUUUGCUGCGCUGGGUGGCCAUCAUCGUCGUCUUCCUCGCCGUGGGACAAGGCCUCCUGUUCUCCUACCUCCGCUCGUGA
Pseudozyma flocculosa PF-1 is the source of this 1575-nucleotide messenger RNA. RefSeq lists its product as uncharacterized. The record is from RefSeq and is a predicted model, not a curated record. Gene Ontology annotation, molecular function: oxidoreductase activity; FMN binding. The transcript is spliced from 5 exons. NCBI's taxonomy places the organism in Eukaryota, Fungi, Basidiomycota, Ustilaginomycetes, Ustilaginales, Ustilaginaceae. The coding region runs from base 1 to 1575 and encodes 524 amino acids.